AUGUCUUUGUCUAAGAUUACUGGAUUGAUCCUCGGAUCUGCUGCCUUGGUGGCCGGCCACGGCUACGUGAGUGGAGUCGUGGUUGAUGAUGUCUACUACGGUGGCUACAUCGUCACCGAGUACCCCUACGAGAGUGAUCCCCCUGAGAUCAUUGCCUGGUCGGAGCAGGAGACUGAUUUGGGUUACAUCGAUGGCUCUGAAUACGCCAACUCCAACAUCAUCUGUCACAAGGACGCCCAGCCGGGUGCUUUGGAAGCCCCUGUUACAGCCGGUGGCUCCGUCGAACUUCAAUGGACCACCUGGCCCACAAGCCAUCACGGCCCUGUGAUUACCUAUAUGGCCAACUGCAACGGUGACUGUGCCGACGUGGACAAGACUACUUUGGAGUUCUUCAAGAUCGACCAGGGUGGUCUUGUCAGCGACACCACCGAGCCGGGCACCUGGGCGACUGACAACCUCAUCGCCAACAACAACAGCCGCACUGUCACUGUCCCCAGCGACAUCGCUGACGGAAACUACGUUCUCCGCCACGAGAUUAUCGCCCUGCACUCAGCCGAGGAGACCGAUGGUGCUCAGAACUACCCUCAAUGUAUCAACCUGAAGGUCACCGGCGGUGGUAGUGCCACUCCUUCCGGUGUCCUGGGUACGGCGCUGUACAAGAACACCGACCCCGGUAUUCUGAUCAACAUUUACACCUCCCUAAGCACCUACGAUAUCCCCGGCCCAACCCUGUACACUGCCGGUGCCGCCGCAGCUACUACAUCAGCUACCACCACCGCUGCCGCCGCCGCCACUACCUCCUCUGCUGCCGCAGUCACCACCACUGCUGCCGCAGCCACCACCGCAAGCGCCGAGACCACCACCAGCUCUGCAUCAUCCGUGGACUCAGUUGUGCACACAACUACCCCUAGCGCAUCCAUCGUCAGUGCCUCCCCAACCUGGAGCCCCUCCUCCCUCCCACCCUUCUCCAACUCCACCCGCGCAUGGCGUCCCUCUUUCACCCGCCAGCCCGGUUCCCGCGUGACCUCUGCUCCCACUCAGGUCGCCGCCUCCACUGGCGCUCAGCUGCCAUCUACCACUGCCAUUACCACUGCCACCCCCGUCGUGAUCACCCUCACCGAGACCAGCACCUCCUGGGUCACCGAACUGGUUACUCAUACUGACUCGUCUGUUGUACAGACCACCAGCGCUGUCCCAGUCGUUGUCGCCGUCACUACUACCAUCACCGAUGGAAGCGCGCCGACCGAGACCUCCUCUCCCAGCACAGCCUCUGGCUCUAGCUCUAGCUCUUCUGGCUCUUCCAGCUCUGGAUCUGGCUCUGAGUCCUCCGGUUCCGGCUCCGGCUCCGUCACCACCACGAGCGUGGCCUCCACAACCAGCUCGGCUGAAUCAUCAGACUAUGACUCCAGCGACUGGACCACCUACCUCAGCUCCUUGACUGCUGCUGAGGUCCUCCAGCUCCUGCGCCAGACCUUCAAGUGGCUCGUCAGCAACGACAAGGUGCACGCUCGUGACAUUACUAUGUCCUAG
Messenger RNA from Penicillium verhagenii, 1530 nucleotides. Its product is annotated as AA9 family lytic polysaccharide monooxygenase. The transcript has a single exon. NCBI's taxonomy places the organism in Eukaryota, Fungi, Ascomycota, Eurotiomycetes, Eurotiales, Aspergillaceae. The coding region runs from base 1 to 1530 and encodes 509 amino acids. The record is from RefSeq and is a predicted model, not a curated record.